Messenger RNA from Cydia pomonella (codling moth), 8625 nucleotides. RefSeq names its product high affinity cAMP-specific and IBMX-insensitive 3',5'-cyclic phosphodiesterase 8 (gene Pde8). The transcript has 17 exons. The record is from RefSeq and is a predicted model, not a curated record. NCBI's taxonomy places the organism in Eukaryota, Metazoa, Arthropoda, Insecta, Lepidoptera, Tortricidae. The coding region runs from base 1411 to 4281 and encodes 956 amino acids. Gene Ontology annotation, biological process: positive regulation of ERK1 and ERK2 cascade; signal transduction. Gene Ontology annotation, molecular function: 3',5'-cyclic-nucleotide phosphodiesterase activity.
UAUUUUAGAAGUUACAGGGGGGGGGGGGGGGACACACAUUUUUUCACUUUGGAAGUGUCUCUCGCGCAAACUAUUCAGUGUAGAAAAAAAUGAUAUUAGAAACCGAAAUAUCAUUUUUGAAAACCUAUCCAUAGAUACCCCACACGUAUGGGUUUGAUGAAAAAAGAUUUUUUGAGUUUCAGUUAUAAGUAUGGGGAACCCCCAAAAUUUAUUGUUUUUUUUUCUAUUUUUGUGUGAACAUCUUAAUGCGGUUCAUAGAAUACAUCCACUUACUAGGUUUGAACAGUAUAGCUCUUAUAGUUUCGGAAAAAAGUGGCUGUGACAUAAUCGGACAGACAGACGGAUAUGACGAAUCUAUAAGGGUUCCGUUUUUUGCCAUUUGGCUACGGAACCCUAAAAAUGGACGAAUUAGAGUUUUAUAAUAUUUUGACUCGUGUUGAUUUGUUUUGUUCUGUUUUAUUUAUCGGUAAUUUAGUGGUAUUUAUGUAGAAUUGUAGGUUGUAGUUUAAAUGUUAUAUUAUUUAUAUUUAAUUAUAAUGUGACAUGUUUUAUUUAUUAAGUAUGUAUGUUAUGUAUUGAAAAAUGUAUACUUAAGUAUCACGUUGCGGGGUAUGACAUACGGACCAAUGGUCUCAUAAAAUAUGUUGAAGUUCGUGCAUACUACAGUAGUAAAAGUCGGAACGGAACGCCCUAUUAACUACCUGUGUUUUUAAAUGCUAAGGCUCUUGUUUAUAUUCUAAUAAAAAACUAAAUUUAAAAUAAUUUGGUCAGUUAUAUUAACUAAUUUAGAAGGUAUCUUGUCUAUUAUCUAGGUUAACAGCGCCGAUUGUGAUAACUGAUUCAAAAUACUUCGGCAUACUGAUGAAAAUCAAUGAUUAAAUUAUUUUAAUCAGCAGGGCUCUGAUUGAUAAUGCGGGUGAUAUAUUCUUAUCACGACUAUCGGACAUUAAGACGAUCGUUAUUAUGAAUAGUUGUACUAGUCUUUCUUGGAGUCCGCCAUUGCGCAAACGUUCGGUGGUGCUUUAAUUUAUAUUUAGUUUAUUAAUUAAUGGGCAAAAACAUUAAAUGGUGUACAAAAUGUGACAUGUGUUAAAUAAGAUAUUUGUGAAUGAGUUGCAAAAAGUGUAAUAGUUUUAACAGAACGUGACUAGAAUAGUUGAACUAGUGAUGACUGUCAUCAGCCUAAUUUAUCAAAUGGUUGAUAGAAUAGCGCCAUGACGUUUAAUAUUGCUUGAGUCAUCGAAAGUGAUUUAACAGUCUAGUAGUAGGUAGAUACAUAGGUACGUUUUCUGCUAUCAAAAUAGUUCAUCAAUCACGAAAUCACGGUAUUAUCGGAUAAUAAGCGGAUUAAUAUAUAAUACUUCCUGUGGAUAAUCCUCGCAAACCCAGUCAGGUGGCAGCAUCAUUUGUAUGAUAAACAGUAUGGCACAUAAUGUGGAUAAAACUCGCACUAACCAAGUUCAAGUAGAAAACCAAGAAGAACAACAAGAGAAGAAUUUGGGAUGCUGGGCCAAAUUCAAAAGCUUAUUUGAAGACAGAGGGUUUGAUUUAGAAUACGAGUAUCGCUCUCCUGCGCUGCACGCCUUUGAAAUUGGACGUCACUCUGAUGAAUUCAGACGUGUCACUGAAAGACGUCUUUCUUCUGAGGAGAAACGGAAAUCUUUUCAAGAAAAAGUGACACACUUCGAAGAAGAGGCGAACGUUGAUAAUUUUUAUGACCAAUUUGCUAACAACGAUAAUUCGUUAGAAAUUACCGAGUCUCAGAAGAAACACUCGAAGUACAGAAAUCGGGUGUCCAUUAGGCCCAGUAUUUAUUUGACGAAUAUUCAAGAAGAAACAAAUAGUAUUAAAGAUUCUGAAGUUGAUGAGUUAGAAGAUGAAUUAGAAGAGAACAGGUCGCCGCCGCCCGCGCACAUCCCCACUGCCCUGCUCUACGCGCCGCCGGAGCCUCUCGAGCUGCUAUGCGUGUUCCCGGACCGUGCAUCCCGCGUGUGCGCAGCAGCGUGCGCGGCGGCAGCACGCGCCGGUGGCGAGGCGCGCGCAGUGCGCACGGCGCGCGAGGCGCUCGACGCACUGCGGCGCGACGGCGAUGCGCGGCUGCCGCAUGUCGCCGUGGUUGACGCGCGGCAACCGCAGGCGCUUGAUGCUGCGAAUCUCGCCAGAACAAUACGACAAGCCAAGAACACUCAGCACAUAAUUCUCAUAGCAGUUGUCAAGAAAAGCGCCUACCUGAAAGAUGACUUCGCCACUCUGCCUUAUCUGGAAGUGGGCUUUAAUAGGGUGAUGGUGGAGACAGUGGGCGCGACAGCGUGGUGCGCGGAAGUGCUGCAGGCGCGAGCUGCAGCGGCGGCGGCGCGCGCUCAGAUCGCCGCCGUCGCCGCGCUGGCCGCCGCCGCCGACCGGUGCCGCGACCUCGUCGCCGUCACCGACGACCAGCAGAGGAUACUGGUGACAAACAAAGCCUGGUGCCGGGUGCUUGGCUGGCGGGCGGAAGAUGGCGCGCGGCUCGCAGAUUCGGCCGGUGGCGAGGCUAUGAGACUGGCUACAAGCGGCGCGCGCGAGUGGGAGGCACCGGUCACGUUGCGUCGGCGUGGCGCUCCAGAUCCGCUGCUGCUGCCAUGCCGGGGUGCUUCAAUAGCCUUGAACAGAAGCACAUCUCACCUCGUCCUGGUGUGCGAGCCUGGCAACGCGACCGAAGCCGGCGCGGCGCGCGGCUCGCUCCACUCCAUCCGGCGCGGUUCGCUGGACGUGCGCUCCGUGGCCUCUGACGGGCUACGGCGGACUUCGCUCGCCAAACUACAGGGCCUGCCACUUGAGGCUCCUAUCACUAAGGUGAUAUCCCUCCUAUCCACGGCCACAGACGGCGCCCCUCCAGCCACGGUAGCAUGCAUCGAGCGUGCCGUGGACAUGCUUAGAACCUCCGAGCUCUACUCUCCACAAAUGAAAGAUGAGCCCAAACUGCGGGUGGAAGAUCCCAUCGCUACUGAUCUUAUUGGCGCUUUGCUGUCGCGGGAGCAAGUGAACACAAACCUAUUUUACAUGCAAGGACCAUCAAACGUGUUAUCAUCGCGGCGAAGCAGCAACGAUUCUACCGUCGUGCGCUCUCAGAACAACAGGACAAACAUCAAGCAUAAGACGUCAGGGCAACUCCGAGAACUUCUUGAUACAGCGCUGAACUGGGACUUCGAGAUCUUCCGACUCGAAGAGCUAACACGUGGACGGCCGCUGGCACAUCUCGGCCUAGCUCUCAUGGGAGGUCGCUUCGAUGUGUGUUCGGCUCUCGAGUGUGACGAGCGCACGCUGCUGCACUGGCUGACUGUCAUAGAGACCAAUUAUCACGCUGUCAACACGUACCACAACUCAACUCAUGCCGCUGAUGUUCUUCAGGCAGUAGCAUACUUCCUCGAGAAGGACCGCCUGAAGACAGUGCUAGAACCCAUCGAAGCGGCAGCUGCCCUCAUCUCCGCAGCGGCACACGACGUGGACCAUCCCGGCACCACGUCUACCUUCCUCUGCAACUCGCGGCACCCACUCUCCAUCCUGUACAAUGAUAUCAGCGUACUGGAGUCGCACCAUGCGGCACUCACCUUCAAGCUUACACUCAAUGAUGACCGCGUGAACAUAUUCAAGAAUCUCGACCGCGAUACGUACAAGACGGUGCGGCACAACGUCGUGGACAUGAUCCUGGCCACGGAGAUGACGCGUCACUACGAGCACCUCGCCAAGUUCGUCAACGUGUUCUACGCCAAGGGCAACGUGGGGGGCAGCAAGGAGGACAACAUGAAUACUGAUGUGGAUCCACCCUCGUUGGACCCGGCAGCCAUCACUCAGCCGGAGAACGUAGUGCUAGUGAAGCGCAUGAUGAUUAAAUGCGCCGACGUGUCCAACGCUUCCCGGCCGCAGAAGUUUGCCUUUGAAUGGGCUAGAAGAAUUGCAGAGGAGUACUUCCUACAAACGGACGAGGAGAAGGCAAAGGACCUGCCAGUAGUGAUGCCGAUGUUCGACCGAGCAACCUGCUCCAUCCCGCGAUCGCAGAUCGGUUUUAUCGACUACAUCAUUAAGGACAUGAUGGAUGCCUGGGCCGUGUUCAUCGACAUGCCGGAGCUGGUGACGCACGCGAAGCAGAACCACGCGCGCUGGAAGGAGCUGGACGAGGCGGGCGUCACCACCAUCGCCGACGUGCGCCGCGCGCAGCGCGCCGCCGGCGCCGCCACCGCCGCGCCUCCCUCCGCCGCCGCGCCCCCCGCCGCCGCCGCGCCCGACUCCACCGCCGAGGAGUAACCGCUUCUCACAAUGGAUGAUUCUCAACAAUGGAUGAUUCUCACUCGAAAAUACAUUCUUAUUUGUGUCAACUGAUUCACUAGGGGGUUCCCUGUGCGACUAAUUUCGUAGUGGGAUAAUUCUUCCGAGCUUCCGAACUCAUUGAAGCGCCAGUACCUCCGCAGUAUCAUGAUGCGUCAUGUGCGGUGAGAGAGUUCGCAUAUAUACAAAUCGGAAAUCGAGCGUGUUCCACAUACUGAUGCAGUUUUUGUACAAGUAGUAAAAUUUGAGUCGAUUAAAUGGUUCAUGUUAUUAAUUCGACGCAAAUUGUACCAUUCGAUCCGCCAGAUACAAAUUAAAGAGUUCUUCGGGUUUAAAAUAUAUAUAUAUGUAACGGUGUUUUAAAUAAUGUCUGGUGUGAUACGAAUUUCAUGCAAUGUUAAAUUGGUGUUUUGCACCAAAAAUCUAAUGCUAAAGAAACAAAUACGUUAACAUGACUUUCUCAAAAGGUUUAAAUUAUUUGACAUGAUAGACCUAGCAAGUGAAUAAUAACUUUCAAUCUCAUCAUUUACAUGAAGUUUAAAUAAAUCAUGUUGCCGUAUUCUUAGAAGCAUUUUGUAAGACCGAAAACAGCUUGUAUAUUGUGAGAAUAGAAAAGUGGCUUGUCCCUGUUUGAAGUAACAGAUGAUACAGCGAGUAACUCGCACUGAAAAAUGUUGAAAAUAAUCAAGCGAAAUAUUAUUCGCCUACCUAUUUUUGGUAUGGUUGUCUCUACUCGGUUAGAAAAAUAUAAAUUACUAGAGGAUUCUUUUUUUCAAAAUACGAAAUCAAUGUCGACAAUCGACCUAGAAACGAUUUACUAAAAUAGAGGCAAAUAAAAAAAAAUACGGGUGUAACACAAAAUUCUGAAGAUCUAUAAUUUACACUGUUCUUGUGAGCAUCUAGUGCCUAACUGAAGAAUUUGACGUGGCACAAGACCAGAAACGAGACCAAGUAAAAUAUACUUUACUUGUAUAUGGAAUAGGGUUGAAAGUCCAACAACGCUCUGUUGUCUGGAUAAAAUUUGGAGUGUUCGGGAAAAGACUGGGCGUCUAAGACUAAGCAGUUGCAUAACGACCGAUUACUUUUUCAAUUUUAAACUUCUCUUUAUCGGAAUUUUGGAAUUAAUACUUUAUUAUGUUAGCAGCAAGGUUGCUUUUGCACCGGUACCAAUUAGUGAAAGAAAUUGAUAAGGUAAUCGGUUUGCGCAUGAAUUGUAGGCAAGUCUGAAAUGGAACAUAGACAAGAACGACGCCUAACGGACGUGUCCGAAAAUACGCUUAUUUUAUACUUAUAUCCAUGUUAGUGUGAAUAUCAUUGAUAUGAUAGUUAAUCUACUUUUUUAAGUAGCCAUAUUUAUUAGGUAAUAUUGAAUCCAAAAUAUUUACUAUAUUUAUACCCCAUCAUACCAAAACUGAUUUUCAUUAUUCUACUAUAGAUGUUAAUAAUUGGCAUAUAAUCUUUAAUAGGUACAAAUAUUAUUUAUGGUGACGAUGUUCAGUAGCCUUCUACUAUUCGUCGUGUACUUAGCUACUUUAUCGUUGUUUUAGAGUAAUCCGUGAUAAUAGUGCCAUAUAGAACAUUGGCCAAUCGUAUCCACUGAUCAUUCUGUCCCUCAUAUUUCACUGCAUCCCAUGACAGUAUAUCCAUUUAGUUUAAUAGGUAUAUUAAAACUUCUGCCAAACCAUUCUCAAACUAUUGACUGUCUCUUUAUAGUAUGAAAAUUGAAAACAUUGGUCCAUUUAUACACUUGAGCUUUCAGAGAAUUCCUAUUUUUAUAAACUUUAUAUAGUAUUUCUAAAUUUUCGGAUUCAUAUCAAUCUUAAUAGGACUUUUUGAGUAUUUUAUUCUAUUUCCAAAUUUUCUAACCGCUUUAAGUUUCCGGUUUUUUCACUCCUGGAAAUGUCUACCUAUAUUUUCAACGGGUCGUACUUUAUAUACCAGUGGUGAGGUGUUUUUAUAUCCCGAGACUGACUGGCAUAUGUUAGGUACCUACAGCAUGAGAGAACACGAGUAGGGUUUGCAAUCCGGAUCCGAAAUGUAUCAAAUUAUCCGGAUCAGAAUCCGGAUCCGCAGAUCUUCCCAUACAUUUCAGAUCCGUCGUGCAACACGCGAGUUAAUGAAUAAGCCUAAUCCUCAAGAAAGAAUUGUGACACCUCGCCACUGUUAAACCUACAACGCUAAUCUAGCCUUUACUUUCUGCUGCGUCAUUUGGAAAAGUAAACAUUGUGAUAAAAGCGAUCUUUCAAGCCAUUUCGCUAUUGAAAGUUUUUACGUGAAGAUAUUUUAGAGCUAGCAUAGCAGAAUAGAAUGUACAAAAAAUUACUUUAACAUGGUUUCAAUUAUCUUAACCCUUUAUUGGUUAAUAAGAUAUUGACAGAAUGACGCUAUAAAAUUCAAUGUUUUAAUUGAAUCCACACAAGUCAAACCACUCAAGACCUAAGUGGCAUGCUUACAAAUUUCAAUGUGAAAAUUAAAGUCUAGAUUAGCGUUUGUACAGUUGGAUCUAAAUCUAUUUGUAUAAGUAGUUGUAACAUUAGUUACGAAUAAAUUGUAUACAUCAAUCACUUGAAUAUUUGCUGUAGCUACCUAAUUAAUUUUCGAAUAAGGUCUAAUAUAUUGAUAAUCAUUUGUUCUAUAUACAAUCGUCUGCGCGACGCUGGUCUAAUAUUAAAUUAAUUAUUACCAACUUGUAUUCUGUAGUUAAUAAUUAAUUAAUGAGAAUAAGAAUACGCUUCCUUGUGCUCAAUGUCAAUACAUAACGGUCUAACAUUAAUAUUUACUAUUAUAUUCAUACCUUUCUACUUAUUUAUAUUGUGUAACCACUUACUUCAAUGUGUUACUUAUAGGUCGCGGUUGUUCAAUCUCAUUAAAUGCCCACUUUAUAUUUUAAAUAUUUGCCUACUAACAGUAUAAUAUGAUACCAAAUUAGAUUGAAUUAUUAUAUUGUUAUAAUUGCUGUUUAGCUCAAUUUACUGUGUAGACUAACUGGCUACAUGUUGGUUUUAGAAAGCAGGACGCGUUUUAAUAGCAAUAAUAACCGUUGAACCUUUCCCAAAUAUUAAUUUGAUAGUAUAUUGUCGCUAUCACGUGCCAAAUAAGUCUAUAUUAUUAUGUAAAGCACCAGUCUAUGUAGAAGAAGCCAGUAAUUAUGUUUGACAAGUUUUUAUUAUUACGCGAUUAAACGAUAUUAACACUUUACUUACAUCUAAACCAAUUAUUGAGUACAAAAACGGUCAUAAGAUCGUAAAAUCUCCUUCUGUCUGUAACUGCAUAUUCUCACAAGUGAAUCGCCAGGAAUGUAGCCAAAAUAGAAAUAGCGACUAAACUCCUACUUUCUCAAACCAACACGACAGUGUAUUUCUGUUAUUUUACUUUUAAUUAUCACGUUUUAGUAAUAACUAAUUAAGAAUAAGGGGGCUGGACCCUAUAUUUAAUUGUGGAGUUAAGUAAUUACGUUGUUGUGAAUUUUAUAUGCGAAGCUAUGCGUUGUAUAAGUACCAAUUAAUCAAUGUUAUUAUAAAGUUAAAAAUUCUAAUACUUCCCAGAGAAGUGAUGCAUCAAGUCGUCGCUUUAUUCCUUUAACCUCUUAACUGCCGCUACUAUUUUAUUAAACAUUAUCGGAAUGUAUAAAGAUGAAUUUUAGACUUUACUCGCUGUUACGGUCGGUGGCGGUCAAAAGGUUAAUACUAUUUCAAUUUUAUAAUAUAAUCAUGAUUUUAUUUAAAGCUAUAUUAACUUUGUUUCUAAAAGAAAGAAGUAGUUUUAUAUGAGAACUUGACAGCUCAAUACAAAUCUCGCGCCAAUCCUUAUAAAUAGACUUAUCCAUUCUGUGCUUCUGAUAACGACAAUAUUAAAUGGUAACACAUUAUUUUGAUACAAACUCGAAUGCACAGAAGGAUGCAAAUUGGAUUUGAACUACACGUCGACGUUGCAGUUAGCGUGCAGUCGGUGUGCAGUUCCCAUACAAAUUGCAGUCGGGUUGCAGUCCGUCUGUAUCGGCCUUAAGCAUCAUAAAUCGGCCUAUUCAAACCUCUCCCCAAAAUUGGCCAGUGUAUCUAUCGAUCCAUACAGUAUACAAUAAAGGUAUAAAGCGACGAAAAGUAUUUCUUUCAUAAUAUAGAUAAAUGGAGACAAAAAUUGUUGCUUGAGAUUUAAAUAUGAUGGAUUUUGACUAAAUAUCUCACGUAAGUUCCAAUUUAACAGUAAAUCUUAAGCAACAGUCUUGAAUAACACACUAAUACCUACAUUUUGAAUGAAUGUCUAUGUUUGGAGUAAUAUGAACGCAAAUUGUUAAGUGUUGUAAAAUAAAAGAAAUAUUUACAA